AUGGGUGUUCCCGCCUUUUUCCGAUGGUUAUCGCGAAAAUAUCCAAAAACAGUAUCUCCAGUUCUUGAAGAGCCUGACGUUGAAAUCGAUGGCGUCAAGUAUCCUCCCAACUACGGAAAUCCCAAUCCCAACGAUGAACUUGACAAUCUCUAUCUUGAUAUGAAUGGUAUCGUUCAUCCAUGUACUCACCCUGAAGGUCGUGAAGCUCCUAAAAAUGAGGACGAAAUGAUGCUAGAAGUCUUUAAAUACACCGACCGUGUUUUGACCAUGGCGCGUCCACGCAAGAUUCUCAUGAUUGCUAUUGACGGAGUUGCCCCACGUGCCAAAAUGAACCAACAGCGUUCUCGUCGUUUCCGCACUGCACGAGAGUCUCGCAUCAAUGCUGAGGCUAAAGAACAGGCUAUUAAUGAAGCUGAAGCUCGUGGUGAAACUAUUGACGAUGCCAUCAAAGGUAAAACUCACUGGGAUUCCAAUGUCAUCACACCUGGAACACCCUUUAUGGAUACACUUGCUAUUAGUUUGCGCUAUUGGAUUGCUUACAAGCUUAACUCAGAUCCUGGUUGGAGUGACCUUAAAAUUAUUAUUUCAGAUGCUUCUAUUCCAGGAGAGGGUGAACACAAAAUUAUGGAAUUCAUUCGUUCUCAGCGCGCUGAUCCCUCUCAUGACCCUAAUACCACCCAUUGUAUUUAUGGAUUGGAUGCUGACUUAAUUUUCCUUGGCCUUGCCACCCACGAACCGCACUUUAAGAUUCUCAGAGAAGAUGUCUUUGCUCAACAAAACAAGCCCCAGUCUGGACCAAAUAAAAACUUUGGUUUGACUGAAGAAGAUAAACAAAAGCUAGAACUUGAUGCUCAAAUUGAAAAGUCCCACAAGAAGCCGUUCAUUUGGCUUCACGUCGAUAUACUUCGCCAGUAUCUUGAAAUUGAACUGACUGUCCCUAACCUUCCAUUUGCAUAUGACUUUGAGCGUGCUAUCGAUGAUUGGGUUUUUAUGUGCUUUUUCUGCGGUAACGAUUUCUUACCCCAUCUCCCAAGUUUGGACGUUCGAAGUAACAGUAUUGAUAUGCUUACUGACAUGUGGCGCCGCAAUUUGGGCAAACUCAAAGGCUUCAUUACAUGCGAUGGUCACGUUGACCUUGAUCGUGCUGAGGUCUUACUGAGAUCUCUUGGUCAACAAGAGGACAAUAUCUUUCGCAGCAAAAUUCGAGUCGAAGAAGAUCGCAAGCGACGCCGCCUUGAUGACGAAAAACGCAAGGAACAGAAGGAAAUGGACCCUAAAAUGCUUAAGGAAAUGCUGCAGAAGCAAGAGCAUAAUUAUUCCCCUGCUCAGCAACUAGAGGAAACUAUAUUGGACCAAAAGGUUCCUCAGCCUGAAAUCAGCAAAAAUAGAACUGGCGACCGUGCUCCCGUUCAUCCACUCGAUAAUAUCCCACUAUAUUCACCUUCAGGAGAAAGUGUUGGUGCAGUGCACAUGUCUAAUUCUGAGCUUGUUGCCCGACGGAAUGAAAUCACAAUGUCAAAUAUCGCAAACAAGGCUGCUGCUGAUGUACUCAAGGCCAAGUUAAAAGCCGAAAAGAAAGCAAAAAAUUUCAAGGGCGCUUCUGCAGAGAAGGAACUGGAAAAUGAAGAAGAAAAAGAACAACAAGACGAUGAAGAAGCUGAAGAAGCUGAAAAAGCUGAAGAAAAUGGGGAAACUGAGGAAACCGAAGAAACUGAAGAAACUGAGGAUACCGAAGAAACUGAAGAUAGUGAAGCUCCCAAAGCUCCCCCUGUUAAAAUUGGUGUUAAGCGUGGCCAUGAUGGGUUUGAGCGUCGAGAUGACAUGGAUCAAUAUGCCGACCCUGUUCGUUUGGGCGAACCUGGCUACCGUGACCGUUACUAUACUUUAAAGUUUGACGCUCCCGAAGACAACCAGGCCAAACGCCGAGACGUUGUCGAAAGAUACAUUGAAGGUGUUUGCUGGGUGCUAUUAUAUUACUAUCAAGGGUGUCCAUCAUGGAACUGGUACUUCCCUUACCAUUAUGCGCCGUUUGCUGUUGACUUUAUCAAUCUUUCCAAGAUUGAAAUUAAGUUUAACAAGGGUGAGCCUUUUGCUCCAUAUGAACAACUAAUGAGUGUGUUGCCUGCGUCAAGUGGUCACACCCUACCUGAAGUUUUCAGACCACUCAUGUCAGAUCCUAAAUCUGAAAUCAUUGAUUUUUAUCCUGAAGACUUUCGGAUUGAUCUUAAUGGCAAAAAGUUUGAAUGGCAAGGUGUAGCUAUAUUGCCCUUCAUUGACGAGAAACGUCUACUGACUGCGGUUCGCGCCAAAUAUGACCAACUUACACCACAAGAAGUUGCACGCAACGCUCGCAAAAAUGAAAUUCUAAUUGUAUCUGGCAAGAAUGUCAUUUUUGAGCAGGCUAUGAAGAAAGUUUAUGCACCUAAUGCUGAUGAAUAUUCACGAUUCAAUUUCCGUGCCUACCAAACUAAAGGCCUCACAGGUACCAUCUCCAAAGAUCCGGCAUUUGAAAAUAAGCAAAUCUUUAACUUCCCGCUAUCGGAAGGUCACAUGCCUGAUGUUCCAAUUGAAGGUAAUGUUAUGUUUUUGACCUAUGAUAUGCCUGUGUCCUCUUUCCCAAAUAAGAGUAUGUUGUUGCGUGGUGUCAAAUUACGAGAUCCUGUUUUUACGCAAACUGAAGAGACCAUAGUUCGCCAAAAGAUUAGCGAACGUCGUAACCGUCACAAUAAUAACAACAAUUACAACAAUAACAACAAUCCAAACAAUGGUCUUGGUCGCAACGAACCUUUAAAAGUUGCUGGUCGCAUUGGUGGCUUUGUCAAUUUUAUUGGUCUUGAGAAAACGGGACAGCUUCCUGGUUCUGAUUUGCAAGCACGGCAAGGAAUUCGUGGAAGUUUUAUUGGAAACGGAGGUAAUUACUACAACAAUAAUAGCAACAACAACAACAACAACAACGGUGGCGGUUAUAAUGGUAACAAUAACAACUACCGGGGAAAUCCAUACAAUGGUGGCGGGUACAAUAAUGGGCCCAGAAAUGGCGGUAAUAAUGGGUAUCAAAGAAGUGGCAGUUACAAUAACAAUGGUGGCCGACAAUAUAACAACAAUGGCCGUCAACAAGGAGGUAGCUAUCAAAAACGAGAUAACAACAAUGGAUAUGGUGGUGAUGGUUCCAGCCAAGGGUAUAAUCAGUAUCAGAAUUAUGGCCAGCAACACUAUGCACCCACUUCCAACCAGCCCUUUGCAAACAAUGUAUUUGGAUCUGUGGGAACCAACAACGAGUAUGAAAAUGCUAGCUCCAGUAAUAACAGUGGCAACAACAAUUAUAGGGGGAACAACAAUUACAAUGGUGGAAGAGGCGGCGGGUACCGUGGGAAUAAUAACAGAAACAACAGAUAUAAUAGUCGUUAA
Magnusiomyces paraingens is the source of this 3408-nucleotide messenger RNA. RefSeq lists its product as uncharacterized. The record is from RefSeq and is a predicted model, not a curated record. Bases 1 to 3408 code for a protein of 1135 amino acids. Gene Ontology annotation, biological process: nuclear-transcribed mRNA catabolic process. The transcript has 2 exons. NCBI's taxonomy places the organism in Eukaryota, Fungi, Ascomycota, Dipodascomycetes, Dipodascales, Dipodascaceae. Gene Ontology annotation, cellular component: nucleus. Gene Ontology annotation, molecular function: RNA binding; 5'-3' RNA exonuclease activity.